AUAUUCGAAAAAAGAAAAACAAAGAAACAAGGUCUUCUUUCAAUUUUCUUAUUCGAGGAAGUGGGACAGAAUGGAAUAAUUAUUUGUUGGCAAAAGAUACAGACAGAAUCUGAAAUUCAGAAGAUCUGAAUGGAGAAUCCUAAUCAGGUGUGUUUGUCAACAAAGUUGCAGUUGCUGGAGACUGAAGAUGCAGGAAAAGAUUCUUAUUGGAUUCGAGAAAUGGAAGGCCAAGAAGCUGCCACCGCUAACUCUUCUUCUUCUUCAUGGUUUUCUCAUUUCUGCACUUCAGCUCGCAGGGUCAAACCGCUUCAUUCAUCCUCCAAUUGUUCCGCCAGAACCAAUUCAGGCGACGGUUUGGUCCGCCGGCUUACCAUCCUCGUCAUACUCAUCGGCAUCGGCGCCUCUAUCGGCGCCGGCAUCUUCGUCGUCACAGGCACCGCCGCUCGUGACGCCGGACCUGGAGUGACGAUCAGUUUUAUACUUGCCGGAGCAUCAUGCGUGUUGAAUGCGCUUUGUUAUGCUGAGCUUUCUUCUCGAUUUCCUGCUGUUGUCGGGGGAGCCUAUCUCUAUACAUAUGCAGCUUUCAAUGAACUCACUGCUUUUCUUGUUUUUUCGCAACUGAUGCUUGACUAUCAUAUCGGCGCUGCCAGUAUAGCGCGCAGUUUAGCAGGCUACAUUGUUGCAGUUCUAGAGCUUUUUACAAUUUUUAAAGACAACAUACCAAGCUGGAUUGGAAAUGGUGAACAGUUGGCAGGAGUUUUGUCCAUCAAUAUAUUAGCUCCAAUUCUUCUACUGCUUUUGACACUUAUUCUAUGCCGGGGAGUUGGAGAAUCCUCUGUCUUGAACGCCAUCAUGACCUCAUUAAAGAUUAUCAUUGUUAUUAUCGUCAUUUUCGCUGGUGCUUUCAAUGUUGAUGUUUCAAAUUGGUCUCCUUUCCUUCCAAAUGGUUUCAAACCAGUAUUGAGUGCAGCUACUGUGGUGUUCUUUGCAUACGUUGGAUUUGAUGCUGUAGCUAAUUCGGCUGAAGAAUCAAAGAAACCUAAGAGGGAUUUACCAAUAGGAAUUCUUGGAAGCCUUUGCGUUUGUAUUGCAUUAUACAUUGCCAUCUGCUUAGUGAUCACUGGGAUGGUACCAUACCAUUUAAUUGAUGAAGAUGCUCCAUUGGCUGAAGCAUUUACGUCCAAGGGUUUGAAAUACAUUUCAGUUUUAAUCAGUGUAGGUGCUGUUGCUGGACUUACAACAACCCUUCUAGUUGGUCUCUAUGUUCAGUCUCGACUAUAUCUUGGGCUUGGAAGGGAUGGUUUACUGCCUUCAAUCUUUGCUAAAGUACAUCCAACUCGUCAUACUCCUAUUCAUUCUCAAGUCUGGGUUGGCACUGUUGCUGGUAUCUUGGCAGGGUUAUUCAACGUGCAUGUUCUCUCACACAUUCUUUCUGUUGGUUCAUUGACAGGUUACUCGGUCGUUGCAGCUUGUGUUGUAGUUUUGCGCUGGAAGGAUAAGAAAGCAAAUCAACUUUCUUGUAUUUCGACCUGGCAGGAAGGUGUCAUUUGCCUCACCAUAGUUCCUUGUUGUGGCUUUGCUACUGGACUGCUAUUCCGUUUUGGUGUUCCAUUAUACUUUCUGGUUAUUCCAGUUGCUGCGGCAAUUCUUGCUUCUACAGUUCUUUAUUGUCGCCAAGCUUAUGCGCUUCCUUCGGAUUCAGGGUUUUCUUGUCCUUGGGUGCCCUUUAUACCAUGUAUUUGCAUAUUCUUCAACAUCUUCUUGUUUGCUCAGUUGCACUAUGAAGCAUGGGGGAGGUUUGUUGUUCUCAGCAUUAUUACAACAAUUAUUUAUGCAUGCUAUGGGCAGUAUCACGCCCAUCCAAGCUCAGCUGAGACCAUAGUCUAUCAUCGGGCACCUGAAGAAUAAACUCUGCCUCUGCCAAUAUGUUUCCAGUGCUCCACUGUCCUGGUCUUGCAUAUUGGCUCUGGUUUUGCACCUUUUCAUUACUUAUGUAAUACGUUAUUCUUGGGUCUACUCUUAUUAGACCUGUUGAGUAAAAGCAGUGUAAGUAUAUGUAAUUGGUAUUUUAGAGAGUUAUGCAUUUGGUGGAAGAGCUGUUUCAGAUUUAUUAUUCUUUUCUUUUCUUCCCUCCCGCCCGUCUUAAUCCAUUGGAUUAUGUUCUUUUGUUGGAAAUGCUGUUGUUAGAAUCCACGCUCCAGUGGUGUUUAACAAAUGGUGAUUAAAUACUCAUUAUUCGUAAA
This is a messenger RNA of Carica papaya (papaya), 2243 nucleotides long. It is a transcript of the gene CAT9, whose product is annotated as cationic amino acid transporter 9. Gene Ontology annotation, cellular component: membrane. Gene Ontology annotation, biological process: amino acid transport; transmembrane transport. The record is from RefSeq and is a predicted model, not a curated record. NCBI's taxonomy places the organism in Eukaryota, Viridiplantae, Streptophyta, Magnoliopsida, Brassicales, Caricaceae. Gene Ontology annotation, molecular function: amino acid transmembrane transporter activity.